CUUUAUCCUCCUUUACUGGGCUUUCACUCCUAUCUUCCACACCUUAACUACAUUCCCACUGGAACGCCCAAUCAUUAACAAGGAGAGGCUGUCUGGUUCCUAUUGUCUCUCUGCCUAUUACCUGGCGAAGAUGACAAGUGAGCUGCCCUUAAUUAUCAUCCAGCCCAUUGUCAGCAUCACCAUCGCCUUCUGGAUGGGCGGCCUCAACGGAGUCGUCGCCUAUUUUGUCGAUUUGGCCAUGAUCAUUCUUGGAUCUGUGACAGCACAAUCUAUCGGCCUGUUCGCCAGCGCCCUCUUCCUCAGGAUUGACCAGUCGAUCAUCUUCGCUACAAUCUUCAUGCUGACCACUCUCCUGCUCGGAGGAUUCUACAUCCAGCGACUGCCCGCCUGGCUCACGUGGGCUCGAUACUUCGCAUUUGUCCUCUACCCCUUCCAUGUGAUGCUCUCUGUUGAAUUCUCCAAUGAUCAUUCCAUUCUAUGCAAAGCGGAGAACUCAGCCUAUCACCACUGCAAUCUGGCCAGAAACGCAACCAACAGCUCUGCCUACAUCCCCAGGGAUGAGAUCCUGGCCUUUUUCAAUGUCACCCUCCCGAUCUGGGCUAACAUCCUCAUUCUCCUCCUGUUUAUGGUGGCUUUCCGUCUUGCCUGCUAUCUUCUGCUUCGAUUCUACCGGAAGCCAUGACCGCAUCUUCUGCAAUUUACCUUUGGGUCCUGGGGCCAGAGAGGCAAAGGGAAGGGGUGAAAUCUGAACUUGCACCCGUCUGAAACUGGGCUCCAUAUCAGACACAGGAGAAAAUAUAGCAAAACAGGGGCUGCUGCUGUGGGGAGGGCCUUGAUGUGGACACCAUCAGUUGACUUAUGGGAUCAAGAGGAAGCUAUUCAGACCCCCUGACUCCUCCAUCCUGUUACACAGGAACUGGAAGAGGCCAUUCAGCCCUCUUCUCUAGCCUGUCCUACAGGAAUAGGAGAAUGUCUGGUAGUCUACUUUAGGAAGUCAAUAGGCCUCUAAUGUUAAAGUUAAUCAACAAGGACAUCUGUCAUCUCGUGUUCCCCUUCCAUUCCCCCCCCCAGCUCAGCUAAUUGAAACAAAGAUGCUAAGCUGUGGGAGUCAGGUGCAAUUGCAUCUUUACGAUAUUCCCCAUUACCUGUUUGUCUGUGAUUCAGCGCUUUUGGGCUGGUGGAGGAGGGAGAAGGUGAGUGGGAGUAGAGAAGGGCUGUCCUCACGAAAGAAGGAAGCAUUGGACAGCAAAUAAGGAGCUUGCAAACCAUCUGAACUGUGAUGGGAUAUCUGAACGAGUGGGGCCUGCCCCAUGUUAUAAACGGAUCCAAGCUUUACUCAUUUCCCAAGUGCCUUUGGAUGGUGUUUCACAUGUCUCUACACCCCUCUAGCUGAAGAGGUGUGUAACUGCUGCUGUUUGCAGUAUGUACUUGUAACUGCACUUUAAUCUGUGAAUGCUGCUCACUCUAAUUCCCUUGAAUGUACAAGCUUCACGGUCCCUGUGACAAGUGUAAAAUAGUCAAACUAUACAGAGUUCUUUGGUCAGUCUAUACCAAAGCAGUGCAAUAAAAUAAAACAUUUCUAUCCCUU
Messenger RNA from Rhincodon typus (whale shark), 1588 nucleotides. Its product is annotated as ABC transporter G family member 21-like. The transcript has 4 exons. Gene Ontology annotation, cellular component: plasma membrane. Gene Ontology annotation, molecular function: ABC-type transporter activity. The record is from RefSeq and is a predicted model, not a curated record. The coding region runs from base 131 to 682 and encodes 183 amino acids. Lineage: Eukaryota; Metazoa; Chordata; Chondrichthyes; Orectolobiformes; Rhincodontidae.